This is a messenger RNA of Bombyx mandarina (wild silkworm), 1460 nucleotides long. RefSeq names its product serendipity locus protein alpha. Gene Ontology annotation, molecular function: actin filament binding; beta-catenin binding. Lineage: Eukaryota; Metazoa; Arthropoda; Insecta; Lepidoptera; Bombycidae. Gene Ontology annotation, cellular component: adherens junction; cytoplasm; membrane. The record is from RefSeq and is a predicted model, not a curated record. Gene Ontology annotation, biological process: cell-cell adhesion; cell migration; cellularization.
AUGAAGGUCACAGGGCGAUCUGAGGAAGUCGAGGAUGCAUGGUAUGCCACCAGCACUAGCGCGCCGCUCAGGAGUCACAUAAGAGCGACUGGCUGGAGGUAUAUCGCGUCUCGACCUGACAGGCUGCUUCCGACCCAGCGGGCGGUAAACGAAUGCAAGACAGUAUCAAAUUUACUUGCCUCCGAAAAUGAUUUUAUGUACGAUAUAAAAACCCAUACUAACAAACAGGCGUCGAAUGAACAGUUAUUGAAGAGACUCAAACUAUUGUACACCGUAAUAAACAAAAUAAAUAUGAUUUUACAUCCGAAGCAAAACGAGGAACAGUUGUUCGAAGAUGAUGACGUUCAUGUGUGUAAAAAUGAAACACAUACAGUUUAUAAAAAUAAAAAUUCAGACGUCGAUAGUCCAAAAAAGACCGAUGACAUUAUGUCUAAAAGUGUAUUUGCCAGGACCAGUAAUGUAAGAUCGUCGACACAAAACUUCCCCCUAAUUAAAUUAACAAAGCAUCUGAAACUAAGACAAUGUGAAGAAUUGAGUUUUUCCGUUGAAUUGGACAAUUUGUUAAAUGGUUCUAAGCCCAAAGCUGGUCGCGACGAAACUUUCAACUUGAAUAAGAAUCUGCAAAGAGUACGAGAAAGAUCAGUUUUGUACAAUUUUUCGCCUAUUAAAAAUAGGUCGUCAUUGAGAAAAGCUGUCUUGAAUAGACAUUGCAAAUCUCAAGAGAAGAUUUUAGAAAGAAAACUUGAUGAUGCCCGUUCCAUAACAGAUAAAGACAUUGAUGUUACCGAAGAAAACUUUACCUUACAAUUGACUGAUGUCCUUAAUGAAAUGAAUGAUAUGACAAGUAUUGUAUCUAAUACGAAGGCUGGGUUUCCAUCAACUGAAUCGAGAACAAAUAAGGCGAACUGUUCCAACAAAAGCAAUCAGAAUACAAUAUCUAAAUAUGUCUGGAACAUAUCCACAAGCUCCAGAGCUUUUCAAUGUUGUGAUGAAACUGCAGUGUCUUGUUCAUCGAAUAUUUCACAACCAUCUAACGUCACGACAUUAGAACGCAUUAAUGAUUUGGAUUUUAUCGAUAUUAAGUUAAAUAAUCUUAAAACUGAGUUUGAAACAUCAGUAUAAAAUUAAAACCAAUACAAUGAAGUUACAUUACCGAUAGAAAUAGAGAAAAUACGCUCCAUUAUAUGUAUAUUUUGGAAUAUUGCAGUAUCUUUGCAUUUGCAUUGAGUGGUAAAUCUAGAGAACAUCUUAAAUCAAGAACCAGUAAAGUGAGACUAAAUACCUUAAUUACACAAUUCUUGAUACUAUAAUUUAUGAUUUAAUUUUGAAAAAAUGCUACUGUUUGGGAACAUUGUAAAUGGUUUUGUAUGUAGCAGACAACAAGGUGGUUUGACUAAAAUAAAACAUUAAAAUAUAAACGAUUUUGUAAUGGAAAGUUCCGUCCAUUAGUAGAUAAUUUU